This is a messenger RNA of Dovyalis caffra, 735 nucleotides long. The record is from the annotation of a GenBank genome assembly. Lineage: Eukaryota; Viridiplantae; Streptophyta; Magnoliopsida; Malpighiales; Salicaceae.
AUGGAGUCUAAUUCUGAAACCAAACAGCACAGCCUUUUGAGCUCCGAAUCUGGCAUUCAAAGAACCCAGUACCCAUAUGUGACUGGAUCAUCUGUUGUUGCUCUGAAAUAUAAAGAUGGGAUUUUGAUGGCUGCUGAUAUGGGAGGUUCUUAUGGGUCCACGCUGCGAUACAAGAGCGUGGAGAGAAUUAAACCUGUUGGGAAGCAUUCUCUUAUCGGUGCUAGUGGGGAAAUAAGUGAUUUUCAGGAGAUUAUGCGUUAUCUCGAUGAGCAAGUCCUGAAUGACCAUAUGUGGGAUGACGGAAACUCUUUGGGGCCUAAAGAGAUACACAGCUAUUUGACCCGAGUUAUGUAUAAUAGGCGUAACAAGUUUGACCCGCUUUGGAAUACACUUAUUCUUGGUGGUGUGAAAAAAGGACAGAAAUUUCUUGGCAUGGUUACUAUGAUAGGAGUAAACUUUGAGGAGAAUCAUAUAGCAACUGGAUUUGGAAAUCACAUGGCACAGCCCAUACUUCGUGCUGAAUGGCAUGAAAACUUGACUUUUGAAGAAGGUGUUGCAUUACUGGAGAAAUGCAUGCGAGUGCUUCUGUAUCGUGAUAGAUCUGCUGUCAACAAGUUUCAGAUAGCUAAGAUUACUGAAGAAGGUGUAACAAUUUCACAGCCUUACGCAUUGAAGACAUUCUGGGGAUUCCAGGCAUUUGAGAAUCCAACUGCUGGUGCUGAAGGAUCAUGGUAG